AGUCGCGGGAUGCGACAGCAGCGCCAAGCGUAUUUGGCGGGAUCGUGGUUCACAACGGCGUCUGUUAUAUUCUGCGUCGGUCUGUCGUAGUAGUUUGUCGUGCUGUGUAAUUUAAUCGUAUCUCUCAUCGCAAUGGCUGGCGGAAAAACAGGCAAAGAUUCCGGCAAGGCGAAGGCUAAAGCAGUCUCACGUUCAGCAAGAGCAGGCUUACAGUUCCCUGUUGGAAGAAUCCACAGGCAUUUAAAGAACCGGACAACUAGCCAUGGACGUGUCGGUGCUACCGCUGCUGUUUACAGCGCAGCCAUUUUGGAAUAUUUGACUGCUGAGGUUUUGGAGUUGGCGGGUAACGCGUCUAAAGAUUUAAAAGUAAAACGUAUUACACCUAGGCAUUUACAACUUGCAAUUCGUGGAGACGAAGAAUUGGACAGUCUUAUUAAAGCUACCAUUGCCGGAGGAGGUGUUAUCCCACAUAUCCACAAAUCACUUAUCGGCAAAAAAGGUUCACAAAAGCCAGCAUAAUUUAAUACCUAAUCUUAACUCUAAUAAUAAUAAUUAAUAAUAAAAUAAAUAACAAUAAGUGUUUAUCCUACGUUUAUUAUUUUAACUCUCAAUAUUAAUAAUAAAUUUUUUCUUAAAUCUCUUUCUCUAAAAUUCCAUUUUUUUAUAUAUUUUUUUACCAAUCACUUUCAUUUACAAUUAAAUAAUUUAACAGUAAUUUUUAAUAAAAAAUAAUUUAAUAUUAAUUGACAAGGCAUAUUGAGACCAGAAAAAAAUAUUUAUAAUAAUUAUUAAUUACAGAGAAAGAGACAAUUAAUAAUUAAUAAAAAUAAAAUGAAAAUUGAUGAUUGUUGAUAGUGUAACUGCGUUAAUCUGAAAUAAAAGAAAAUUAAAUUUUAA
Cotesia glomerata is the source of this 897-nucleotide messenger RNA. It is a transcript of the gene His2Av, whose product is annotated as histone H2A.V. Bases 133 to 519 code for a protein of 128 amino acids. Gene Ontology annotation, molecular function: protein heterodimerization activity; DNA binding; structural constituent of chromatin. NCBI's taxonomy places the organism in Eukaryota, Metazoa, Arthropoda, Insecta, Hymenoptera, Braconidae. The record is from RefSeq and is a predicted model, not a curated record. Gene Ontology annotation, cellular component: nucleosome. The transcript is spliced from 5 exons.